UUGCAAGAUUUGGGGCUUGAUAUUUUCUCCAAAAUCCACCAGCACCCCGGAAUGUAGGAAUACCAGAUUCUGCAGAAACUCCGCUACCAGUUAUGUUUUAAGCAAUAAGACGUCAGCUGAUUUGUAUAUAUUUAUAUUAUUAUAUACUUAUAUUUACGUACAUACUUAGUAUGUAACAGUGUUAUGUUCAUUUUUGGGAACUUUAUAAAUUAUUAAUGUUGAAAAUAUAUCAAAUAAAUAUUAUAAUUGUAUGUUUUUAUAUAACAUACUUUUAUAAUAAAUAGUUUUCUUAAAAGGAAUUAAAAUUCCUGUAAUAGUACACAUUGCAUACACAGUACCGAUCAUAUUAAGGGUUAAGUGAGAGUUAGUAAAAUGUUUUUUAGAAAUUUCUUCAAACGCAAAUCACAAGCAACUGCACGUAAAGUUGUUAACAAUUCUUUUGGCAACUAUGAGAUUAUUGAACCAUGGGAAGUAACUGAAAUUAGAAAGGUACCACCUUAUAUUCCUAAACCUUCAUACAGUCAGUCAUCUAUACCCCGAAAAGGACCCAAAAAUCCAGAAAUUAAAGACAAAAAUCAAAUACAGAGUAUGCGAUAUAGUUGUAAUUUUGCUAAACAAGUGUUAAUGUAUGUCAGAAAAUAUAUAAAGCCUGGUAUAACUACAGAUGAAUUGGAUGCAAUAGCCCAUGAACUGAUAAUAAGCAAUGGAGCUUAUCCUAGUCCACUUAAUUAUCAAGGAUUUCCUAAAUCAAUAUGUACUAGUAUUAAUAAUGUAGCAUGUCAUGGUAUUCCAGAUAAACGACCAUUACAAAAGGGAGAUAUACUUAAUGUUGACAUAACAGUAUAUUUACAUGGAUAUCAUGGAGAUUGUUCAAAAACAUUUGCAGUAGCAGAUUGUGACACAGAAGCUAAGCAUCUAAUAAAUGUAACAGAAUUAUGCUUGGCAAAAGCUAUUGAUAUUUGUAAACCAAAUGAAAAUUUGUCUAGUAUAGGAAAUAUUAUUGAAGAAACAGCAAAUAAAUUUGGAUAUUCUGUAGUUCCAAUAUUUGCUGGACACGGUAUUGGAACUUAUUUUCAUGGACCACCAGAUAUUCUGCAUUUUGCAAAUAAUUUUGAUGGAAAAAUGUUGCCGGGAAUGACAUUUACCAUUGAACCAGUUUUAAGUCAAGGCAGUAAAGAUGUUGAAAUUUUAGAAGAUGGUUGGACAGCUGUUACAGUAGAUAAUUCACGAACUGCUCAAUGUGAACAUACUAUUUUAAUUACAGACACUGAUUAUGAGAUAUUAACUUAUUAAUCUUGUUAUAAAUUUUUUCUUGUACAAAAUUUAUAAUUAAUUAUAAGAGGUUAAAUAACAGCGACGCUUUUAUUUAUAUUGUAAAUAUU
This is a messenger RNA of Megachile rotundata (alfalfa leafcutting bee), 1382 nucleotides long. Its product is annotated as methionine aminopeptidase 1D, mitochondrial. NCBI's taxonomy places the organism in Eukaryota, Metazoa, Arthropoda, Insecta, Hymenoptera, Megachilidae. The record is from RefSeq and is a predicted model, not a curated record. Gene Ontology annotation, molecular function: metalloaminopeptidase activity. Gene Ontology annotation, biological process: proteolysis.